This is a messenger RNA of Cordyceps militaris CM01, 2571 nucleotides long. Its product is annotated as Peptidoglycan-binding Lysin subgroup. The record is from RefSeq and is a predicted model, not a curated record. The transcript has 6 exons. NCBI's taxonomy places the organism in Eukaryota, Fungi, Ascomycota, Sordariomycetes, Hypocreales, Cordycipitaceae. Bases 1 to 2571 code for a protein of 856 amino acids.
AUGGAUACCGUUUCGUUCAGAACGCUGGCUCUUGCGGCCCUGUUCCUCUCUGCUGCAGAGUCACAAGUCUUUCUGGCCGAUCCUGACGGCACCUCUCGCUCCAUUGACGCACCCGAUACUGUGUCGAGUGGCUGCAAGACCACCUUUGGCACGUCGGUCAAAUGCGAUGCGACCUUGUCCUCCAUCGCUUUUGACGGCUUCGAGCCUACCAGCGACGUCCUCACCAGCGUCUGCAAGGAUGAUUGUUUGACCUCGCUUAAGAGCUUACAAUCGAGCCAAAAGGACGCUUGCCAGACUGAUGCCACGACGCUCAAUGGCAUCCGCUAUCCUGCCACGUACAUGACCGACUCGCUGCUCUUCGCGUACAGCUACAUUUGUCUCAAAGACAAUUCAAACCAGUUCUGCGCUCCCCAGGUAGACCAGUGGGCCGCCGCGAAUGGCUCUGCAUCGGACGGAUGCAAGGACUGCGUGUUGCGUACCUUCCAGGCAGAGCUCAACUCCCCCCUCGGCUAUGACGCCGACCUAUCCAGCUACUACAGCUCGUUGACCUCGUCAUGCGGCGUCACCAGCUACCCGGUCACCUCUCCUGCGCCUUAUACGCUACCCGCCAACAGCACCGCCACCUCCUCCGGUAGCCCGACGCCCAGCAGCGCGGCUUGCGCCUCGCACUACACCGUCAAGGCGGGCGACGACUGCGACAGCGUCAGCACGGCGCUGAGCGUAUCCACAUCGAUGCUACAGUACCAGAACAGCAUCGCGGCCGACUGCAGCAACUUUCCCAAGCCGGGCACGGAUCUCUGUGUCCCGGCAACCUGCAAACUGUACACGCUGCAGGCCAACGACACGUGCUUUGGGAUCUCUCAGGCGCACAAUGGCUCUUUUUCGGCCACGCAGGUAAUAUCGUGGAAUCCCCGCGUCAACAGGGACUGCAGCAAUCUUGAGGUCUUGGUGGGCACGCACCUGUGCAUCAGCGCGCCGGGAGAUACGUCUCCGCCAGAUCCUACCACAAUCCCCACGACGACAGCGACGCCGACCACCGUGCCAACUGACGUCGUCGACGGCACCAACCACUACUGCGGCAAGUUCUACAAGGUUUCUCCAGGCGAUACUUGCGGCUCCGUCACGGUCAUGAUGAGCAUCAGCUUAAAGGACUUUUACUUCUUGAACCCUGAAGUGAACAACCCCAACUGCACCAACCUGCUGCUCGGCUACUCGUACUGCGUGAAGCCCGUGGGUGACAUUGGCGCCUAUCCUGGAUACGGUGGUAUCGUCAAUCCUUGCGUCAACCAGAUUCCUCUCCCCGCAAGCUGUGUUGAAACUGGCUCCGUGAGCACAGUCUCCCGCUGGGAGUUUCCAACCGCGGCGCCAAACAGAACCGACCCGGACACUCUACCUCUUGCCGCCGGAACAAAGGAGGGAUGUGCCACAUAUGUCACCUAUCUUGACGGUGCCAGAAACGGCUCGUCUGUCAACGCAUGUUACUCUGUGGCCAGUGUCUUCGGAACCAACAUUACGGACUUCGUCUCUUGGAACCCGUCGCUAAAGUACGACGAGAACAACCCCCAGAAUUGUGUCUUGACAAAGGGAUUCCGCUACUGCGCGCAAGUUACAGUCGCGUCUCCCACCAGUACCCCGGCCACGACCACGACUACUUCCCCCAGCGUCACAACGCCCACGCCUACCCAAGAUGGAAUGGUCAAGAACUGUAACAAGUUCUACAAGGUCAAGAGCGGUGAUGGCUGCUACAACAUUGCGGAUAGUAAUGGAGUCGCCUUGAGCGAUCUCUACUCGUGGAACCCUGCGCUCAAGGGAGACUGCUCUGGGUUGUUUCCAGAUUACUACCUCUGCGUUGGCGUAACUUCUAGCUCAAGCGGCACACCUACCACCACCCCCACCACUACGACCACUCCUCCUGGCACCACUCCUUCACCUGUGCAGGAUGGCAUGGUAAAGAACUGUGACAAGUUUUACAAGGUCAAGUCGGGCGACGGCUGUUAUGAUAUUGCAUCAAGCAAUGGUAUCGCAUUAGACGACCUCUACUCGUGGAACCCAGCCCUCGAGAGUGACUGCAGCGGCCUCUUCCCCGACUACUACAUUUGUGUCGGCCACCAGUCGGCCACGCCUACCACCACCCCGCCACCAAGCAACGGGACGCCUACACCAACACAGGACGGCAUGGUGUCUGGCUGCAACAGCUUCUAUAAAGUAAAAAGCGGCGACGGCUGCUAUGACAUUGCUCACGACCACAGCAUUGCCAUCUCUGAUCUUUAUUCGUGGAACCCGGCCCUCAAGGGCGACUGCAGCGGCCUCUUCCCCGACUACUACCUCUGCGUCGGCCGUGCCGGAACGCCUACCACGAGCACGCCUCCGGCCAACGCGACGCCUACGCCUGUGCAAGAUGGCAUGGUCAAGAACUGCAAGAAGUUCUACCAGGUCAAGUCGGGAGACGGCUGCUACAACCUUGCUCAGAGCAACAAUAUCGCCUUGAAUGACUUUUACUCGUGGAACCCGGCUGUCAAGAGCGACUGCAGUGGACUCUUUCCCAACUACUACGUUUGCGUAGGAAUAUAA